Schistocerca americana (American grasshopper) is the source of this 2943-nucleotide messenger RNA. RefSeq names its product vesicle-associated membrane protein-associated protein B (gene Vap33). The transcript has 7 exons. The coding region runs from base 282 to 1043 and encodes 253 amino acids. Gene Ontology annotation, molecular function: FFAT motif binding. Lineage: Eukaryota; Metazoa; Arthropoda; Insecta; Orthoptera; Acrididae. Gene Ontology annotation, biological process: endoplasmic reticulum membrane organization. The record is from RefSeq and is a predicted model, not a curated record. Gene Ontology annotation, cellular component: plasma membrane; endoplasmic reticulum membrane.
GUACUUCCGUUACCUUUUUCACUUGGAGGAGCUCUGAUGGAUGCGAAUCUAUGAAAGAAACAUUAUUUUGCUAAUUUUAGAUCUGAAGCAAAUUUAUUUUUGCUGUUUGCACUGGGUCUAGCAGUUGGAGUGACGUCAUUUCAGGCAGCCAUAUUUCCGUCAUGACGCAUGCGUAUUGGUUAGAAAACUAGAAUCGCCAGUACCGGGAUUAGAAUUGAAGCCAUUUCUUUACGCAUACAGUAUUUUACUGUAAUUUCGGAGUACACUCAUAGUCUUAAAUUAUGGCUAAUCCAGGUUCAAAGCCGGAACAGGUGUUAAUAAUAGAACCGGAACAUGAACUAAAAUUCCAAGGACCCUUCACGUCGCCGGUUACUUCUUAUAUGAAGCUAACAAAUCCUACCACUAAAAAGGUGUGUUUCAAAAUCAAAACGACAGCUCCAAAGAAAUACUGUGUGCGGCCAAAUUCUGGUGUUCUGGACGCAAAGGCAUCAAUUGAUGUAGCAGUGACUCUACAGCCUUUUGAAUUUGAUCCAAAUGAGAAGAAUAAACACAAGUUCAUGGUACAGACACUGAUUGCUCCAGAGGAAGAAUUCAAUUUGGAUUCAGUGUGGAAAGAUGCCAACCCAGAUUCACUUAUGGAUUCGAAGCUGAAGUGUGUAUUUGAGAUACCUGUAGAUCCAGCAACAGCUUCAAGAGAGAAUAAUGUCGAUGCGUCACCAGCCAUCCAUGAAGAGAAAUCAAAGAGGAUUGGUGACGGAGCAAAAUCUUCUCCUAAGCCUAAUGCUGCUGUAGAUGGAGAACUUAUGAAAGCGGCAGCUGAAGUGAAACGUUUGAGGGAGGAAGAAAGUAACUUAAGACAAGAAAACCUCCAACUGAAGGAGGAAAUCUUGAGACUUCGUCGUGCAAUUUCUAAUGUUGAUCUUUCACCACAGAUGGCCUCCUCUACUACUGCAAUGGCACCUGCACCACUUCCUUUUAUGUAUUUAGCAGCUGCUAUUGCCAUGGGACUUAUGGGAAUAAUUCUGGGGAAGUUUUUGCUUUGAAGGACUGAACAAAAUGGCAGCACCUACCAACUGCAGUACUUUCUGCAAAACGCUGCACCAUCCACAGAGCAGCACCAUCACUAAAGUUGAUUUUGAAUGUCGGAUGAGUCAGACGAUGUUCCUAAGGUCCACGUGUAACUAUGUAGGCUUCCGCGGCUGGUGUCAUGAUGACUAAAAUUCUUCUGAGUGUUGUACCAUGUCAUUGUACAAAAUACUUUAAUCAUAAACUUGAAACCAACAUUUCGAUCGUAUUAUAACAGCCUUCUUCAGGGCAGUCUUCGUUCGUUUUAAGUUUGUAUCUAAAGUAUUUUAUACUAUGUUAUAGUAAAAAAAAUUGAUAAAUUGUAGAAGUGACAUUUUGUAACACGUGAAGCUGCUGUAUAAUUUAAUUUUAACUGCAUUAACGGUUUCAGUCGGUGACCAUUUUCCAGUAUCUGUAAAACAUUAUGGUUACACGACAAUUUUCAUGAAAAAAGGAUGUAUGAAAACUAUAGUAAAAUACAAGCAAUAACCUACAAAGUCUUGUUAAUAGUGAAUGUUACAUCAUAAAACAAAUGUCAAAAUAUAAUAUUUAUAAAUUAUAUUUUCUGUCUUGCAAAAUUAGAUGCAUAGAGUGUCAAUUACACACUUAUCCAAAGAAUAUACAAAAUAUAAUGGCUAAGAUUAGUCAUUACGACUAGUAUUAUCUCUGCAAAAAAAUAUCACAAAAAAUUUCAUUUUAUAUUAUAGCCCGAUUGAUUUGAUUGUCUCAAGUGGCAAUGAGAGUAAAUAAUACUGACUAUGAACUAAUAAACUACUACUGGCAGUACUUGUACAACAGCAGCUGAUGUCACUAAUAGUGCUUAUAGCAACAAUAAGAAUACCAACAAUAAUGAUAGUGGCAGGUAUAAAAAUAAUUUAUAGGUGUACAAAGAUACAGGUUUUCUGAUAUAGUGAGUUCUGGGCAAAUGAAAUUUAAUGACACUGCACCAGCUAAGAAAAUUGGGAAAUGAGGAAGAUCAGGCUAGAAAGAAGGAUGUACAAGGUGACAACUGUGUACAGGGACAAUGGUAAUCCUUAAUAUUGCUUUAGUAGAUAUUUCAUUAACCAUCUGCUGAAACAUCUUUUUUUUUUGGGGGGGGGGGGGGGGUGAAAUCCCCUCUCACAUGAGAUCCAUCUCCCUCUCUGCUUUGUGUAGAGCGGCAGCUCGUCUGCUAAAUACUUUCCAUCCCUUAAAUGUGUCACAAGUAUUGAUCUGUUGCUUUUGUUGGUGUAACAAUGUUCUUUAUAUCAUGUUGUUGUUGCUUUUUUUAACCAGUCUGCCCAUGUAAAAUUUAUUGCAAUCAUCGCAUUGUAUUUCAUUUAAGCUCAACUGGUGGUAGUGGAGUAUUGGGUCAGCUUUAUAUCCUACGUGGAUGGCAUUGUACUGCCAGCCCAAAAACCAAUUUUUGUUACAGUUUUUAUUUUUUUAAAAAUAUGUAGAUAAUUUUGUCAGAUAUUUGUCCAAAAUAUGAUAAGAUUGCAUAUCUUGGUUUAUGUUUUUCCUCUUCAUUUAUUAAGGUUGUUUCUCCUACUUACCUUAUCUCCACAGAUUUUAUUAACUAAUGAAAGAUUGUACCUUUUUAUAGGGCUGUGUGUGUCAAUGUAUUUAUCUGUAUUUCAAUGUUCUUAUCAUGUAGUGGUAAGCAGAUUAUUCUGUCUCCCAUGGCAUGAAAAAAUACUUUCUUAUGUGUCAUGGGAUAAUAUGAGGUACUGUGGAUUAACCCACCAGAUAUGGUUGGUUUUCAGAAACUGUUAAAUGUACAAGUUUCAUUUUCAUUGUGGAUAGUGACAUCUAAAAAGUUUAUGCUCUUCUUUUUUCAUAUUUAAUAGUGAAUUGUAUAUUUCUGUGAAGUUCAAUAAAUUUCUAAUGAGGAGUGGA